Messenger RNA from Apaloderma vittatum (bar-tailed trogon), 1656 nucleotides. It is a transcript of the gene ADCK1, whose product is annotated as aarF domain containing kinase 1. Gene Ontology annotation, cellular component: mitochondrial inner membrane. The transcript has 10 exons. Gene Ontology annotation, biological process: protein phosphorylation; mitochondrion organization; lipid homeostasis. Lineage: Eukaryota; Metazoa; Chordata; Aves; Trogoniformes; Trogonidae. The coding region runs from base 1 to 1563 and encodes 520 amino acids. Gene Ontology annotation, molecular function: ATP binding; protein kinase activity. The record is from RefSeq and is a predicted model, not a curated record.
AUGGCACGAAGGGCCUUGAAACUUGCCUCAGUGGCAGCAGCUGCUUCUGGCAUCUAUCUAUAUGGAAACAAGUUCCUGGAUCCCAAUGAUUUCGGAGUUGUCCGUGUGGGCCGAGCCAUUGCCACAACGGCAGUUAUCACCUAUGACUACCUCACAUCUCUCCGGAGCGUCCCAUAUGGAUCAGAGGAGUAUGACUUCCUCAGAUCACAGGUGCACCUGCGCUCUGCUGAGCGCCUCCGGGAGCUGUGCUGCGCCAACCGAGGCACCUUCAUCAAGGUGGGACAGCACCUGGGAGCGCUUGACUACCUGCUGCCUGAGGAGUACACCCGCACCCUCAAAGUGCUGCACAGCCAGGCCCCGCAGAGCACCAGGCAGGAGAUUGAGCAAGUUAUCCGUGAGGAUCUGGGAAAAGAGAUAGAAGAACUCUUCGUGAGUUUUGAGGAUACGCCCUUGGGAGCAGCUUCACUGGCCCAGGUGCACAAGGCAGUGCUGCAGGAUGGAAGAACGGUGGCAGUGAAAAUCCAGCACCCAAAGGUCCAGUCUCAGAGCUCCAAGGAUAUUUUGCUCAUGGAGGUUCUCCUCUUAGUUGUGAAGCAGAUCUUUCCAGAUUUUGAGUUCAUGUGGCUGGUGGAAGAAGCUAAGAAGAAUCUCCCCUUGGAGUUGGAUUUCCUCAAUGAAGGCAGAAAUGCUGAAAAGGUUGCUCAUAUGCUCAAGAACUUUGACUUCCUGAAGGUCCCCAGGAUCUACUGGGAGCUCUCAUCAAAACGCGUUCUGCUCAUGGAGUUUAUGGAAGGGGGACAAGUGAACGACAGGGCCUACAUGGAGAGGAAUGGCAUCAAUGUCAAUGAGAUCUCUCGCAACCUGGGGAAGCUCUACAGCGAAAUGAUCUUUGUGAAUGGGUUUGUGCACUGUGACCCACACCCAGGCAACGUACUAGUGAAGAAAUGCCCAGGAUCUGGCAAGGCCCACAUUAUCCUCCUAGACCAUGGGCUCUACCAGGAGCUGAGCGAGUCAUUCCGCAUGGACUACUGCCGCCUUUGGCAGGCCCUCAUCCAGGCUGAUAUGAAGAGGGUGCAGAAGUACAGCCGACGGCUCGGGGCAGGGGAUUUGUACCCUCUCUUCGCCUGCAUGCUGACUGCCAGGUCCUGGGAGUCUGUCAACAGGGGCAUUGACCGGUCUCCAAUCUCAGCCAGUGAGGACGUGGAGAUACGGUCCAACGCUGCUGCUUACCUACCCCAGAUCACCCAGCUCCUCAACAAUGUUCCCCGCCAGAUGCUGCUGCUGCUGAAGACCAAUGACUUGUUAAGAGGGAUUGAGUCAGCCCUGCACACGCGAGCCAGUGCCAGCUCCUUCCUCAACAUGUCUCGCUGCUGCAUCAGAGCCGUUUCCACGUACCAGAGGAGCAAGAGUCACUCGCUUUACAGGAGAGCCCAGAUCUCAUUCACAGAAGCCCUGAGCCUGUGGCAGAUCAACUUGUAUGAACUCUUCCUGUGGCUGAAGGGGUCCCAGCUGGGGAACUGGGUCAUUGCUCUCCUGAGCUGGAUGCACCAUUCCACGUACUGACACGAACUGGUGGGAGAGGCACGGGUGCUCCUGCCCUCCCUUCUGCUCUCUACGGCACAUUUGCCUUGCUGACUGCUUCUGUCUAUUCUGUGG